AUGAUCAUAUGUUACUCUGGUCAGAGAAUAAUGGAUGAAAGUCAGAAUGUAUCUCAUGGAGCAUACGCUGCAGAAUGGUACAAAUUUUCGCCUAGACUAAAAUCAUUACUGAUAAUAACACUUUAUAGAAGUAAUAUACCGUGCGAAUUAAAGGCAGGUAAUAUGAUUCCGUUAUCCAUUGCGACUUAUGCAAAGGUAAUAAAAAUGUCUAUGUCUUACUACACGGCAUUAUUAUCAAUGCAAGAUUGA
This is a messenger RNA of Trachymyrmex cornetzi, 249 nucleotides long. Its product is annotated as odorant receptor 67a. NCBI's taxonomy places the organism in Eukaryota, Metazoa, Arthropoda, Insecta, Hymenoptera, Formicidae. Gene Ontology annotation, biological process: sensory perception of smell; detection of chemical stimulus involved in sensory perception of smell. Gene Ontology annotation, cellular component: plasma membrane. The record is from RefSeq and is a predicted model, not a curated record. The transcript is spliced from 3 exons. Bases 1 to 249 code for a protein of 82 amino acids. Gene Ontology annotation, molecular function: olfactory receptor activity; odorant binding.